AUGCGCAACCCGAAGCCAUCUAAGCCUGGUUUCGGUUAUCAUUUCUGUAUUUACACUGGCGACGUAACAUCUGGGACUGCUAUUCAGUUAACGGACGUAAAACGUACCUACCGUAGGGGGUAUAAAGGUUCCCUGAAGGCUGCACAUCCCAUACGAACUUCAAGCCUUUCAACCGCAUGUUUCCUAGCGCCGACCACGGAGAAGCCGAAGAAUACCAUUCGGGUUGGAAAUGGAGGUCGUCGUACUGGCACCGUCGUAGACGUUCUUAUUUUUUCUUUGAGUAUACCCAUGGUCCCUUUCCAGCUCAAGGCCCUCGGUUACAAGGACGUCGCUUCUCUGAAUGGGUGGCUUCUUUUCGCAUAUAGUGCAGGCGGUAUCAUAGCUUCUGUGCCCGUUGCUCUAUGGUCUGAAGCGUACAACACGCGAAGGCUUCCCUACAUUACUGGUGUCUUGACGCUCAUAGUUUCCCAAAUCAUGUUCAUGGAGGCACCUUCUUACUGGGUCAUGUGUUUUGCGCGGUGUCUUCAGGGCGCAGGAAACUAUACAAGGUUGGUUGUUGGUUCAGCUCUUUUGUGUGAUCGCAGUCCUUCCAGAGUUGUUGGUAGACAACUUGACAUUGUGAUGUCCGGUGUACUCCUUGGUCUGUUUAUUGGAACCCCAAUAGCCAGGCCGUUAUACGCCCGUUUCGGUCUUCGUGGCCCAUUCAUUUUUGGCGUCAUAGUUUCCUUGCCCGACCUGGUCUUUAGGCUCCUCAUCACCGGCGCAUCCAGGCCCCCGCCGUCCUCGGUAAUAUCGGAUCAUAUACCGUUAGAGAGGAAGGAACUAGAUAACAAGGAGAUUGGAGUUACAGUUCAAUCGGACGAAGCUAGAAUCUCGUUCGUGCGAAGUUUUCGUUUUUUGCUCCAAUCACACUGCGCUCUAGGGGCAGCAUGCGUCUCGGCUAUAAUCGCUAUAUUGGAGGGCAUGUUGAAUACCGUCUUAUCUUCUCAUCUCAGCAGUGUCUGGGGCCUGGAUGCUUCAAAAGUUGGCCUUGUUCUUUUGGCUUCUCUUAUUCCCACUAUCUUUGCCCCGCCGAUUUCAGGCUGGCUCGCAGAUCGCUUUGGUGUUUCCAUAGUUAUCAUGGUUACUCUAAUUUCUGCCAUGCCGGAGUACCUUGUGAUGAUCCUGGAUGUGCAUCUGGCGCUACUUAUCGCAGCUUAUGCCUGUGCAACCCUUUUCACCUAUGGACUUGCGACUUUGGUGCUUACGGAGUGUGCAUCUAUCACACGUACCGCUGAUGGCAUGCGCAUGUCUAUGCGCUUAGCAAUCUGGCGUACGCGAUCGGAUCCUCAGGUCUGUUAUUCUUUACUACCUAUUGUGGGCGGUCAGAUGUACGAUAAUAUUGCCGAAGGAUGGACGGCGUUUGAUGGCUGUGGGAUUACUUGCUCUUUGUAUGGUCGUGGCGCUCCUCAUUGGGGGGAAACCCAUCAGGUGAAGCAUCUUGCAGUGCAUUAG
Molecule: messenger RNA, 1494 nt
Organism: Desarmillaria tabescens
Lineage: Eukaryota; Fungi; Basidiomycota; Agaricomycetes; Agaricales; Physalacriaceae
Product: MFS general substrate transporter
Exons: 14
Coding region: 1-1494 (497 amino acids)
Biological process (GO): transmembrane transport
Molecular function (GO): transmembrane transporter activity
Source: RefSeq, a predicted model, not a curated record